This is a messenger RNA of Clupea harengus (Atlantic herring), 2014 nucleotides long. RefSeq names its product zinc-binding protein A33-like. Lineage: Eukaryota; Metazoa; Chordata; Actinopteri; Clupeiformes; Clupeidae. Gene Ontology annotation, molecular function: protein binding; zinc ion binding. The record is from RefSeq and is a predicted model, not a curated record.
AACAUAUGCUACUAGCAUAGCAAAAUAAGGCAAAAUCUAAUACAAUGUUUGAGUGCUGCAAAUUAUUGUUUUCAGUAUAAGCCUCCAAACGCCUCCAUUAGCACCAAUCAGAUUUAUCUCCCUUUUUCUCCAAAAUAAGGCAAAAUCUGUGUUUUGUUACUGCGAAUGAUUGUUUUCAGUCUAACGCCUCCAAACGCCUCCAUCCAUUCUAUAUCAGAUUUAUCUCCCUUUUUCUCCAAACCAGCUGACAAUGCUGUCAUACUGGGUUCUGUAUAGCUGCUUUCAUAGGCUGAAGCACUGGCAAGCAGACUAGAGGAGGGGUCAUUUUGAGAAAAAACUAAACAAAAGACAUCCUCUGUUAGACAAUGGUGGAAAAUUCAGUGGCGAGACAGGCAGUUACACAAAGUCAGCCGUUCCACAUUCUGUCAGAAAGAGGACCAAAGAAAUGUCAUCCAGGCUUUCGUUACCUGAGGAGGACCUCACCUGCCCGGUCUGCUGUGACAUCUUCAGGGACCCUGUCCUGUUGCCGUGCAGCCACAGCUUCUGCCGGGUGUGUUUGCAGCACAGCUGGGAGGUUUUGACUGCUCGCAGCUGCCCAGUGUGCCGGAGUCGGUCAUCAUGGCGCAACCCCCCCGCCAACCUGGCUCUGAGGAACCUGUGCGAGGCCUUCACACAGGGCAGAGUCCACAGGGAGGCCAACGAGGGCAGGCAGCUCUGCCCUCAGCACGGGGAGAAACUCAAACUAUUCUGCCAGAAGGAACAGCUGCCCAUCUGCGUGGUGUGCCAGACCUCCAAAGCACACAAGGGCCAUGAGUGUCUGCCACUCGAGGAAGCUGCCAUCGACUGUAGGACUGAGCUGAAGGCUGCUCUCAAAACCCUGCAGGACCAGCUAGCUGCCCUGAAUAACAUCAGAUCCAAUGCAGAUAUGACCCUUGAGCACAUUAAGGCUCAGGCCCAGUCGAUAGGCAAGCGAAUCAAAGAUCAGUUUUUGAGACUUCAUCAGUUUCUGUUUGAGAAGGAGAAGGCCGCCCUGUUGGCUCUGAGAAAGGAAGAGGAAGAGAGGCUCCAGGCGGUUAAGGAGAAAGCUGUGGUCACCGCUGAGAAGAUAGAUUCCCUCUCAGAGACCAUCAGGAUCCUUCAGCAGGAGGUGUCUGCUAAUGACCUGACAGUGUUGCAAAAUUUUCAAGCAACUAUGGAAAGGUAUGUGCAGUUUUCCUGGUUCACUCUUGGACCCGUUCUGUCUUACGCUGUGUGCCAGUUCCGGAGAAUAUUAAAGCCAUAUGAGUUCCACAGAGUCCAGGGCUCAGAGCCAGAGCAUGAGAUGGCUGCAGGGUUGUUGAUGGAUGAAGCCAAACACCUGGGGAACCUGAAAUCCAGGGUCUGGGAGAAGAUGAGGAGUGUUGCUCCACACUUUCCUGUGACUUUGGACCCAAACACAGCCCACCCCUGUCUGUGCCUCUCGGACGACCUCACAGGUCUGCAGUACGGCAGCCUCGCUCCACACCUCCCCGGCAACCCGGAGCGUUUCCGCGUGAGUGCGGAGGUGCUGGGCUCCACAGGCUUUCGCACAGGGAGGCACUCAUGGGUGGUGGACACCACCACCAACGAGGACUGGAUCCUGGGCCUGGCCUACCGGUCGGUCCAGAGGAAUGCAGAGGUCUUUGCCAGGCCGGAGAACGGCUUUUGGACCCUGUGUCUGCGGGAUGGCGUGUACCGGGCCAUGACCUCACCUCCGACUGUUCUGACGCUGAGCGGCAAACCCAAACAGAUCCGGGUUGAGCUUGACUGGGAGGGAGGGGAGGUGACUUUCACAGACCCAGAGGAAGACACCACCCUCUACACACUCACACAGACAUUUGAGGAGACUGUGUUGCCAUAUUUCUGCACACGAAGUAAACACCCGCUGAGAAUUUCACCAGAGCCAGCAAAAUGUCACCAGAAGAGUUUAGAAUCGGGACAACCUGUCAAAUCUUCUGAUAGUUUUUGUAAUGGAUUGGAUUUGUAUCCAGAUUGA